AUGAGGCGACUCCAUACAUGGCUGCGAACAAUCUCAGUGAUUCUGUUCCUCAACAAGCAAGACUUGCUAGCAGAAAAAAUUAAGUCAGGCAAAACAAAACUAGAGGAUUACUUUCCUGAUUUUUCAAACUACAAAACUCCACCUGAUGCCUCGUCAGAUCCUGGUGAUGAUGCAGAGUUUAUCAGGGCCAAAUAUUUUAUACGAGAUGAAUUUCUGAGGAUCAGCACGGCAACGGGCACGACGGGAAGCACCACUCCUACCCGCCAUCACCUUGCGGUUGACACGAAGAACAUCCGCGCGGUCAACGACUGCCACGACAUCAUCCAAGCGAAGCACCUGCGCACCUACGCAGCUGUUGUGAUGCCCACUCGUCUGCAUGGUCCGUCCCAACGUCGACACCCUUUCGUUUAUGCGCCCCGCUUCUUUCCCCGAACGCCGGCGGCCACCGGCACGUGACAGCGCACGCCUGCCUACCUGCAGCUUGCCAGCACCGCGCACGCAUGCGGUCAGUGAGGGCUGCUCCCCGCGGAAACCCUGGCCGACGCAACGCCACGCACACAGUCACCACACACACACACACACACACGCACACACACACACACACACGCACGCACGCACGCACACACACACACACACGCACACACACACACACGCACGCACGCACGCACACACACACACACACACUGCGACAGACAUCUUGGAUUCGGGAGAUUCGCGUUGAAGUCACUUGAAGCGAGGAUCGUACGUGGCUGUCACUCGAGAGCCUCUGUGGUAUCCAGUGCUCGCUGCCGCUCUCCCACUGUCAGGCCGAAAAAGCCAAGCACACCCUGGAUGUAGCAGGAAGAAUUUAUCCUCGUGUUUACCUUCAUCUUAGUGAUGCCAAAUGUUGUACAUUAGCUUUACCUCCUUCAGUUCGGAUGUAUGGUUACUGUUUCUCUAAGAGAGUUGUUACAUGCAUAAAAUACCCAGCAGCAAAUCGGUAUUUUUUCCACGAAAUGUGCAUAUUUUAAUCGUUGUAUGACAAUGUUGAAAAGAGUUGAUGUGCAAUGUGGUAUGCAAUGCUGGUCAGAUAUCUGCAUAGUAUAAGGGACCACAUACUUCAUAUACAUACACUGUUUCAGUCACUGUCACAAGUUUAUUUAUUGACGUGUUUUAUAUCCCUGUGCUUUAUCAUCAACAGAAAUGGAACGAUUGUCCUGUUAACAGGUACUAGCUUGUUGUGCGUGCAAGCUCUGUAUCACAGACCUCUCUGUAGGUAUCUAAUCCUUAUGUCUCGUACCAGCAACUGGUGCCUAAUAAGUAUGGUAUUGCACUUGAUGAUGAGAUUCUACGGAUUUCGUAAAGAGAAUCUAUCAUUUGCAAUAUUCAGGUGGCUUCAGUGACGUCUAUGGCGCAGCGAAUCUCAAGAACAAACCCGUCGCGUUGAUUUAUGUUACGCUUGCUUGUUAUCACAAAUUCAGUAGCUGUGUGGAAAAGGUCAAGUCGAAACGUGUCACUUACUUACUAGCAGCCACCUUCUUAUGAAACGCCUCCUAUAUGAGACCGGAUAGGCAUCACACCUUGUGCAGGUGCCACGUACCUUCUCACGAAAAGUGUGAUGUAAGAAACGUGGUAUACAUCAAACGUGCAGUAGUAGCCACCUUUAGCCCACGUACUGCAUCGAGAGCAAUGGUAAGUGGUGUUGGCUAUUGACAACACACCGACUGCCUCUUGCGAGUGGUGCGUGGGUCAAUACCCUGAUAUUCAUCUAUUUCAAUGGAGGGUUGGCCUUCUAUUGAAUAGCAUGAAUGAGAGCUGCCAACGUACGGUUGCCAAAUGCCUGUUGCGCAGUUGUCCUGGCCUAUUCUAACCCGAACUCCAGCUUUUUCUUUCUUGCUUGAGACGACUACUGUGGUGAUGGGAGCCUAGAUAUGUCUAAUGAUAAAUUCAGAGACAUCGGUGAAGAAAGAAGAGGGUUAGCUUUCCUCCUGGCAACACUCACUGUUUUGCGUAGACUGCCGGUGUGUAUGAUGGAACCGUUUGCAGACAUGAGCACAAGUACUUCAGCAGUGAGGGCCACGCACAGGCAUUUGGAGCGUUUCAAUAAAACAUAAUGCUAAAUAAAUACGAAAUCUAUUUACUACCAAAGUCUUAA
Priapulus caudatus is the source of this 2134-nucleotide messenger RNA. Its product is annotated as guanine nucleotide-binding protein G(s) subunit alpha-like. Gene Ontology annotation, biological process: sensory perception of chemical stimulus; adenylate cyclase-activating dopamine receptor signaling pathway. NCBI's taxonomy places the organism in Eukaryota, Metazoa, Priapulida, Priapulimorpha, Priapulimorphida, Priapulidae. Gene Ontology annotation, molecular function: G protein-coupled receptor binding; G-protein beta/gamma-subunit complex binding; GTPase activity. Gene Ontology annotation, cellular component: heterotrimeric G-protein complex. The record is from RefSeq and is a predicted model, not a curated record.